AUGGUGCAACCAAAUCAUGGAGCUUCUGUUCCCGACAUUGUCGCCAUCGGCAGCGAACAGGAGAAUGUGACCCAGUGGCAAGAGCAACGUGGAAUCAAAAAGCAGAACCAGAUUCGUCUGGUCAAGCUAGCACAUAUGCGAUACCAACACCCUGAUUUGGAUCAGAUUACGACCUUUCUCGAAGACUUCGGCAUGACGGUCGCCAAGAGAACGGAAGAUCAGAUCUGGUAUCGAGGUUAUGGAGAGGAUCAGUAUGUGUACUACGCUCGCAAGGGGCCCAAGGAGUAUCUCGGAGGUACAUUUGCCGUGGAAACAUACCAAGAUCUAGAGAAGUAUGUAGCUCUCAUCUUUCUGCAUCGCACAGCUAACGAAGAUUUUGGUAGGGCUGCAAAGCUUCCAACAGCCAGUAAAAUUCGGGACCUAUCCGAUGCUCCUGGUGGCGGCUAUAUGGUGACAUUGACAGACCCUGAAGGGUUUCCAGUCAACUUGAUAUUCGGACAGGAAAAGGCCGAGCGGGGAAAAUAUCCAGAGAAACUUACCGUCAAUUAUGAAGAGGAAAAGCCUCGUAUUCGGAGGUUCCAGCGGUUCCAACCUGGUCCUGCAGCUGUGCACAAGCUGGGACACUUUGGAGUUUGCACCCAGAAAUUCACCGAUUUAGUCGACUUCUACACCUCGAACUUCAACAUCGUGCCGACUGACUUCCUCUACGUGGAAAAUGAUGGCCAGAAGAAGAACGUCGCGCUUUUCGCUCACAUUGAUCGCGGUAGUGAUUAUGUUGAUCACCACAGCUUCUUCAUAAGCACGAAUGCUACAACGCAUGUUCAUCACUGCUCAUUCGAGGUUCAUGACUUUGACACUCAGAAGCUUGGACAUCAGUGGCUUGCCGACAAGAAAUAUCAAUCUGUGUGGGGCGUUGGCAGACAUAUUCUUGGGUCGCAGAUCUUUGAUUACUGGUGGGAUACUACUGGUAAUAUGAUUGAGCAUUAUGCGGAUGGUGAUCUGGUUAAUGACCAGACACCUAUUGGUUAUGGUCCGGCGGGGGAUGAGUCUCUAGCGGUUUGGGGACCUGAAGUUCCAUCUUGGUUUUUGAAAUAG
This is a messenger RNA of Penicillium subrubescens, 1095 nucleotides long. RefSeq names its product trihydroxytoluene oxygenase. The transcript is spliced from 3 exons. Gene Ontology annotation, molecular function: methylmalonyl-CoA epimerase activity. The coding region runs from base 1 to 1095 and encodes 364 amino acids. The record is from RefSeq and is a predicted model, not a curated record. NCBI's taxonomy places the organism in Eukaryota, Fungi, Ascomycota, Eurotiomycetes, Eurotiales, Aspergillaceae. Gene Ontology annotation, biological process: L-methylmalonyl-CoA metabolic process. Gene Ontology annotation, cellular component: mitochondrion.